This is a messenger RNA of Merops nubicus (carmine bee-eater), 765 nucleotides long. It is a transcript of the gene TEX9, whose product is annotated as testis expressed 9. Lineage: Eukaryota; Metazoa; Chordata; Aves; Coraciiformes; Meropidae. The transcript has 6 exons. Bases 1 to 765 code for a protein of 254 amino acids. The record is from RefSeq and is a predicted model, not a curated record.
AUGUACCCAUCCAUCCCUUCAUGUUCAGCUCUAGAUGCUCCUCCUCCACUUUAUCCUUUUCUUGCUGUGAAGAGUGGUUAUUCCUGUGUUGCUCAACUUGCUGCUCAUGCUGCUCCCAUGCCUUGUGUGCCCAUGGAAGUUCCGUGCAAUUUCCUCCUGGAAGCUCAAAUCAGGUUUCUUAAGGCCAAGUUACGUGUUAUGCAGGAAGAGCUGGAUAGUGUAGUGUGUGAGUGCAGGAAAAAGGAUGAUGAAAAUCAGAAUUUAAAACAUCGGCUUAAAGAUACUGAAGAAGAAAACUCCAGACUGCAACGAGCAAUCAGUAUGCAACAUUCUCAGACUGAAAAGUACAAAACGUUGUCACAAGAAGCAAACAAAAAAAGUGAAGGUUUACAACAGGAGGUCAUUGCACUAGAAAAGGAAUUGGAGAACUUAAGGCGUGUACAAAAGCAGGCUGCAACCAGUCAGAGUGCAACCGAGGUUCGCUUAAACAGGGCCCUGGAAGAAGCAGAAAGGUACAAAGUGGAACUGAAUAAAGUGAGGCAAACCAACAAGGAUGUAGCUAACCAAGAACUCAAAACAAUUGAAGAAUUAAAAAUGGAAAACAAGAAAUUGCAGAAACAAAAAGGAGAGCUAAUGACAGGUUUUAAAAAGCAGUUAAAGUUAAUUGAUAUUUUAAAGAGACAAAAGAUGCACCUUGAAGCUGCCAAGAUGCUGUCUUUCACUGAAGAGGAAUUCAUGAAAGUUCUUGAGUGGGGAAAUUAUUGA